Messenger RNA from Austrofundulus limnaeus, 885 nucleotides. It is a transcript of the gene thyn1, whose product is annotated as thymocyte nuclear protein 1. Gene Ontology annotation, cellular component: nucleus. Lineage: Eukaryota; Metazoa; Chordata; Actinopteri; Cyprinodontiformes; Rivulidae. The transcript is spliced from 8 exons. The coding region runs from base 140 to 781 and encodes 213 amino acids. The record is from RefSeq and is a predicted model, not a curated record.
UGUUGUUUAUAGUUUCUGCUUCUGUUGGUACAGUUGCUUUGACCUACAKAGGAGUUAUUUACAAGAGAAAACCAUGUUAGCAACUUAGGGCGACAGAUUUUUUUUUUUUUACAUGGAAGAGCUAUUAAGAUUGUGAAAGAUGCCUCCAAAGAAAAGAGCCCGAGUGAAUAAAGGAGCAGAAAGUUCAGUCAAACACGAUGACCUGAGCAGAACCUCUACAGCUGCAGGUUCUGAUGGUUCUGAGUCGGCCGGUCCUCCGGUGUACAGCCACUGGUUGAUGAAGUCAGAGCCCGAGAGCCGCUUUGAGAACGGGGUUGAUGUGAAGUUCGGCAUUGAGGACCUGAAGGCUCUGCCCGAUCAGACSGGCUGCUGGGACGGAGUCCGCAACUAUCAGGCCCGUAAUUUCCUUCGGCAGAUGAAGGCGGGGCAGCUGGCCUUCUUUUAUCACAGCAACUGCAAAGAGCCGGGCAUCGCAGGGAUCAUGACCAUCGUGAAGGAAGCCUACGUGGACCACACCCAGUUCGACAGGAAGGACGUCCACUAUGACGCAACCAGCAAAGCGGACAACCCCAAGUGGAGCAUGGUCGAUGUAAGGUUUCAAAGAAUGAUGAAGCGUUUUCUUCCUCUGUCGGAGCUGAAGGAACACUACCUGCAGCAUCGCAGCGACGGCGGGCCUUUAAAGGACGUGGCCUUGUUUACCCGAGCCAGGCUCUCCGUUCAGCCCCUGACCUCCGAACAGUUUGAUUUUAUCCUGAGUCUGGAGGACGAGGGGCCGCGGUGAAGAUGUUUCACGGUGUCUAAAGUAUCUUCAGCUCAGUUGUUUAAGAGCAUAUAGUGUCUUUUUUAUUUUUGAAGUAUUAAAAGUGUUUUUUUUGUGGAUUCUAA